GAUCUGGUUUUUCCGGGGCCUAGCAAAUUGAUAGGGAGAAAUGGAUUGAUUUCUUCAUUUCAAACUACAUUUCUAGUGCAAAUUGAAUUUGAUCGAACAUCUAUAGACGUGCCCGUAUAAAGUUUUACGACAAUUCAAUGCAAGGUUUUGAUGAUCUUUUGAAUGUGGAUGUGGAAGGGUUGAAGCUGUAGAGGGAAGAGGAAGAUGAACUGCUUUAGUUGUUGUAUGUCACAAGAGAAAAUCAACAGAAGGUCAUUGAAAAAAAGCAUUAAGGAAUACCACGACACCAAAACUUUAGCCUCAUUCACAAAGCUCUCCUUCAAAUCUGGUAAAAUUUUUUUACACCAAAUUAUAAUCUUUGUUAUAAACACAUUUUAUGUUGCAGAUAGCAGUAGGCGACGGUACAUAACUGAAGAGCUACAGAAGAUUGGAAAGGGAAAUAUCUCUGCUAGGAUUUUCACUUUCCGUGAGUUGUGUGUCGCAACUCAAAACUUCCACCUUGACAAUCUACUAGGUGAAGGAGGCUUUGGGAGGGUGUACAAAGGAAUCAUUCCUAGCACGAAUCAAAUUAUUGCAGUUAAGCAACUCGACAGGAAUGGAUUCCAAGGAAACAGAGAAUUUCUUGUAGAGGUUUUGAUGUUGAGUCUUCUUCACCACCCUAACCUUGUCAAUUUGGUUGGAUAUUGUGCUGAUGGGGAACAGAGGAUUUUAGCUUAUGAGUACAUGCCCAAUGGUUCUUUGGAGGAUCACCUUCUUGAGGCACCUCCCGACGCAGAGCCUUUGGAUUGGAAUACCAGAAUGAAAAUUGCUGAAGGUGCAGCAAGAGGGCUUGAAUACUUACAUGAAACAGCUGAUCCUCCAGUGAUAUAUCGUGAUUUCAAAGCAUCAAACAUACUAUUGGAUGAGAACUUCAAUCCGAAACUUUCUGAUUUCGGCCUUGCAAAGCUAGGUCCAACCGGGGAUAAGACCCAUGUCUCUACCAGGGUGAUGGGAACCUAUGGCUACUGUGCACCAGAGUAUGCACUCACAGGCCAGUUAACCACAAAAUCUGACGUGUACAGCUUUGGAGUAGUGUUUUUGGAGAUAAUCACAGGAAGAAGAGUCAUUGACAAUGCAAGACCCUCGGAAGAGCAGAAUCUAGUUUCUUGGGCACAACCACUAUUUAAAGAUAGGAGAAAGUUUACGUUAAUGGCUGACCCGCUGCUUGAAGAUAACUACCCUGUAAAGGGCCUAUACCAAGCUCUGGCAGUGGCAGCCAUGUGUCUCCAAGAGGAAGCUGAUACUCGGCCUUUGAUCAGUGAUGUUGUAACAGCUCUUGAAUUUUUAUCCGUACCCAGGAAUGAAGAGGGUUCUGGGAAGUGCAGUAGCGAUGCUAAUCAACGUAGCAAUGGAGAUGUGCAGUGCGAUAGCUAGAUGAUGGUAUUGAGGGGGGUUGGGAAUAAGAAAAAGGUACCAGUGAGGCUUUUCAACUGUUUCAUGAAAUUUCACCAUGUUGUUCUAAAUUAGUCA
Molecule: messenger RNA, 1509 nt
Organism: Quercus robur (English oak)
Lineage: Eukaryota; Viridiplantae; Streptophyta; Magnoliopsida; Fagales; Fagaceae
Product: probable serine/threonine-protein kinase PBL23
Exons: 5
Coding region: 205-1413 (402 amino acids)
Biological process (GO): protein phosphorylation
Molecular function (GO): protein kinase activity; ATP binding
Source: RefSeq, a predicted model, not a curated record